Molecule: messenger RNA, 624 nt
Organism: Rhineura floridana
Lineage: Eukaryota; Metazoa; Chordata; Lepidosauria; Squamata; Rhineuridae
Gene: CEACAM16
Product: CEA cell adhesion molecule 16, tectorial membrane component
Exons: 3
Coding region: 20-418 (132 amino acids)
Source: RefSeq, a predicted model, not a curated record
AGCACUACGGAGACACAUCAUGGCCAUUCUCUCCAGCGCUCCAGCCAUUCUUAUCCUGGCAGCCUUAGCCUUGGCCUCCUGCCUCCAGUUGGUUGAUGGCAUCCACAUUGUCCCCACCCCCUCGAUUCCCCGCGUUGGACAAACGGUCACCCUUUCUGCGCAGGGUAUAAGCCGGCCCACUAUCUGCUUUUGGUUCCGGAGCACCAGGUUUGACAAGAGCAGAAUGAUCUUCCACAUUGAGCAUGGAAGGGUGAUCUCAAAGGGCGGGGCCUUCACUAACCGCGACAGCUUGGGGAGAGACUGCGCCUUAGUCAUCCAAGGGGUGCAGGCCUCCGACGCUGGUGACUACUAUUUGAUCACUCUGGAGCGGGAUCACGGUUGGAAGGACGCUCUGGCGCGGCUGCAGGUUUCCAACUGAGGAUUCUUCAUUCUCCGUCGCUGGAUCCUCUCCCACAGAGACAAAGGCUCAUGUUCCUCAGGACAGGACGCAGAGAUUGCAGUCAGACCAUCGGGUUUGGAUCCAAAGAUGAAUGAAUUGGCCCCUUCGUUUCCCUUCCCUUCAUUGUCUCUGUUUUUGCCUUCCCUAAAGGGGAAAAAGCCCUCCUAAAUAAAAAUCCAUUUUGA